GGAUGGGGUGAGAUAUAAAAGGUCUCGGUUUCCUGAGAGAAAGAGCAGGAGCGAGAGAGUCCAGCUGCCCUGAUCAUGAGCCCUGCCCUGCUGCUGGCCCUCCAGGGCAUCACCCUCAUGCUGCCCCGAGUGCAGGCCCUGACCUGUCAGUUCACGACAGUUGAGGAUGUGAACAACGCAGCAGAUAUGCCGUACCUCUGGGAUGUGAAGGACCAGCAAGUCUGUGAGGAUGGCUGGGGUUGCCAAGACACGCUGCUGCUCAUUAAGAACGGACCCCAAGUGAAACUGGUGCUCAACAAGGGCUGCACCCCGGAGGCAGAUCACAAGGCCCGUGUCACCCAGCACAGGACAGGCCCCAGCCUCUCCAUCGUCUCCUACACCCACGUGUGCCGCAAUAGGGACUUAUGCAACAAUGUCUCCAUCACGCCCCCUGUCUGGGACUCAUUACCCCCAACAGUCCCGGGGUCCGUGCGGUGCCCAGUCUGCUUGUCCGCAGAAGGCUGUCUGUCUGCAACAGAGCUGACCUGCCCUUCUGGGGACACACAUUGCUACAACGGGGUCCUCGUGAUCAGGGGAGUGGACAUCGCCACCAAUCUGAGAUUGCAGGGGUGCGCGUCUCAAGCAGGCUGCAACCUGCUUAAUAACACUCAAAAAAUUGGGGCCCUGACUGUGCACGAGAACUGCAACCCUGAAGCUCUUCUGACCUGUCAACGGGGAGCCAUAGUGGAGAUAAGGCCAAACUCAACUCAGACACCCAUCAAAUGGACCUCGAGGGGGUACCAGACGUGCGAUGCUGGAGAUAUGUGUCAGGAGACGCUUCUGCUGGUAGACGUAGGACACAGAUCACUCAUAGUGGGGAGCAAGGGCUGCACCCAGAUCAGGACACAUGAAUCCCCGACUGUCACCGUCCACUCGGGGCCCCCCGGAAUGCUCGUCGCCUCCUACACCCGGUUCUGCUCCUCCAGCGGGUGCAACGGGGCCAACAACAGCAGUGCCCUGUUGGAUGCCAUCCCCCGUCCAGCUCCCCCUGUCCCAGGAGACCUGCAGUGUCCUGCCUGUGUUGAGUUGUUUGGAUCCUGCUCACAAAACUCAGAAAAUGUUACCUGCCCCAAGGGCACCAUUGGUUGUUACCGUGGUUCCAUUGAUCUCAGGGGAGGUGAGCUGUCCUCCUCAUUCAAGCUUCAGGGUUGCAUGGCCCAACCUUCCGGAUAUCUGUUGAACCAUGUCCGCAAUAUUGGGGUCUUCUCCGUGUUUGAGACCUCUUGGUAUAAGAAUGAGACUGAGAAAGAGAAGGAGAAUGAGAAACAGAAUGAGAAUGAGAAACAGAAUGAGAAGGAGCAUCAGUUUCCCCCCCAAGCUGGAGCUGCCCCUUCCUCCUACACGGCUUUGGUGGCACUGGGGCUAUCCUUAGCCCUUUGGUGUGGGGUGCCCUCCCUGCUGACCCCAUUUCCCCUUGAUUCUUUGCCCCUCCUAACCCCCUAAACCCAACCCUCCCUCUGACCUCAUAACCCAACACUGGAUUAUUUUCCCAUCCUCUCCAUGAAUUAUCAUCCACACACACUUUGUGGCCUGAUGACACAUAUGGAAGGGCCUGGGAGCAGCUGGACUCGCCCUGUGGGAGAGUUGACAUUCAAGCAGUGGCCACAUGUGUCUGAUAAUAAAGACAUCGUCCUUUCCCCCA
This is a messenger RNA of Equus caballus (horse), 1681 nucleotides long. Its product is annotated as CD177 antigen. Gene Ontology annotation, biological process: positive regulation of neutrophil degranulation; leukocyte cell-cell adhesion; cell-cell junction maintenance. Gene Ontology annotation, cellular component: plasma membrane; plasma membrane raft. NCBI's taxonomy places the organism in Eukaryota, Metazoa, Chordata, Mammalia, Perissodactyla, Equidae. The record is from RefSeq and is a predicted model, not a curated record.